AUGAGUGGAAUCGUAAGAAAUAAAGUUUGUGCAUUUGGGUUGAAGAACUUGUUAAAAUCAACCUCGAUGAACAGAAUAAUAACCUCACAAGUUUCCCGCUCGCUCUGGCACAUGUCUAAUACAAUUAAUAAUUAUGGAAUUGCAAAUUCAGCAGUUGUUAAACAACACCAGCAACAAUUAAACUGUAAGAACGGACACAAUUACCAGUGCCGGUGCUCCCAGCACACAAAAGCCGAAAAAGAGUUGAUCGAGUUCCUCGCCGAGGAGAUCGUUGCCGAGAAAAAAGCCCAGAAGUCCAAAACAAUUCCAACUGAGCUCGACGGAUUCGCAGUUUCCCUGGACGGCGCCAACGUUACCUUGGUAAAAAAAGUUAACGAUGAAAAAAUUAGAAUUGCAUUUAAUGUCAACCACACAGUCGACACCGAGAGCGAGCCCGAAAUUGACCCCAGCGAGGACAAACCCAACUUCGGGGAAAUGAAGAGCAAGCCGAACUUCACCGUUGAUAUUGUUCGUGGAAACCAGACUCUGGGGCUGACUUGUUCUUUUAAUAAUGAGUAUGGAGCUUCUGGAGCCGAUGAUAGUUACAAUGACUGCUUUGGGAUUGAUGAAGUUACUUUGUACGAGGGAGAGCACAGCGACAAGGUCUACGCCGUAGCUGGGGAAGUCAUUGAUGGAUACUUGUAUGAUUUGAUGAUGAACUACUUGGAAGAAAAGGGCAUUUCUAAUGAGUUUGCUGAGAAACUCGUUGAACUGAGCACCAAUUACGAGCACAGCGCUUAUAUUAGUUUAUUGGAAGGUUUAUCUAAGUUUACUACUCACAAAUAA
Cotesia congregata is the source of this 825-nucleotide messenger RNA. The record is from the annotation of a GenBank genome assembly. NCBI's taxonomy places the organism in Eukaryota, Metazoa, Arthropoda, Insecta, Hymenoptera, Braconidae.